Molecule: messenger RNA, 1997 nt
Organism: Lingula anatina
Lineage: Eukaryota; Metazoa; Brachiopoda; Lingulata; Lingulida; Lingulidae
Product: etoposide-induced protein 2.4
Biological process (GO): macroautophagy
Cellular component (GO): endoplasmic reticulum
Source: RefSeq, a predicted model, not a curated record
AUUUUAGUAAAAUCGAGGAGUAUUUGAUUAUAUAAAUUUGGUAUUUUAGGCUGAGGCAUAUCACCCACACGCAUAGACUCUUGAUAAUCUUGACGAUACGUUGUCAAAUAAAUGAUACAAAAAUGUUAAUUAUUCUUAUAUUGUCCCAAGCAGAGUUGAGGUUUUCCAUUCAAAAUUACAUUGCCAUCAACAUUGCAUUGCAUUCUGGAAUUUAGGAAAAUGUAGAAUAAAGUGAUAUAACGGAGUCCAUUGUUGUGAAGAUAAGUAAAGCACAUGAAGGCACAACAUACAUAAAACAAUGUGAAGAAGAUCUCGGGAACACUGCUGUGACAAUGUAGUAUUACUUCCCCUAGAAAGUAGAACCUACUAAAGUAGCAAAUGUACAAUAUUGUAUUGUUUUCCUAAAAAUACAGAAGCAGUAAAAACAUGGCGGACAGUCUAAAAAUAAUUUUUACUGGGGUUGGCCGAGGACUUAAGGAUUCUGUUGUGGGAACAUUUAAGAUAUACAACAUUGAUAAAGACCUUAGUGAAAAGAGCCAGCAGCAGCAGUCAGAGCAAAGAAGGACGGUGCUCAGUAUGAGAAGAGAGGAAAGACAGAAAGCUGAUCAGCUGACUGGAAAAGGAGAGCCUAAGAAAAACAGUGAGCCUAGUGUGAGGAACAGAAUAUUAGUGUGCUGUGCUUGGAAUGGUGGAGUCUUCGGGCUCAGUAUUUUUAUGUUUAACAGAGCUGUACUUCCGUGUUUGCAGUUUUUGAUUCAUUAUUUUACAGGUGGAACUGCUGCCACUAUCUGGCAUUGGAUGGGUCCUCUCUUGACAUGGACAUUCAGUGCCCUCUGGAUCAUACCAAUUUUUAUACUCAGCAAGAUUGUAAAUGCUCUCUGGUUUCAGGAUAUAGCUGAUGCAGCUUACAGGAAAUCCCGUGGGAGACCUCUCCUGCCCAGCUUACAAAUGCUUAUAGCUGACCUGCUGUUUAGUAUUAUACUUGAGAGUGUUUUUCUAAUACAGGGCAUGCUGGCCAAAAGGCUACUGCCGAUACCAGGGAUAGGAGAUCUAGUCAGUAUACUUCACAUGUGCCUCCUGUACUCACUCUAUUCAUUUGAAUACAAGUGGUUCAACAUGAACUGGCCCCUUCAAAAGAGGGUGGCUUACAUUGAGAACAAUUGGCCUUACUUUGUGGGCUUUGGUCUUCCCUUGGCCAUUAUGACCUCUAUGGCAGACUCCUUUGUCAUAAGUGGCUGUGUGUUCUCCCUAUUUUUUCCACUAUUUAUUAUCAGUGCCAAUGAAGCUGGACAUAUCCAUGAAAUUCAUGAUAUGCCCCUAAUGUUGUUCACCCCAGCAGCCAAGGUCACCAAUCAGUUGUUUCCAAAAUUAUCCAGGAGAGCAACGCCCUCUAGCGGUCACACAACCCCAUCUAGCGGCCAUUCUACCCCUGCAGGGACACCCAAGAAGCAACUUCAUAUACGCUGACUUUAUAGGAUGUUAGGUCCACCGUCACCGACCAACUGUCAUUUUAGUCAAGUUAUGCAUUAAUAUAAGCUGUGAAAUUGAAACAGGAUGUUUGAUCGGACUUUUGACUCACAUAUCACUAUAGAAUGAUAACUUGAGCAGUUUGUAGAAGGUUAAAGAUUAACUUCAUUUAUGCAGUGUGGUUUUGAUUAAAAUUACUGACUGCAUUCAAAGAUAGACCCACUUAGUAUUACUAAAGAUAUACCAACACAUAAUGCUCAAGUUUAAGUGUAAAAUGAAUUCUUUGAUAUAUUGCAUACCCAGAUAACUGUAAUGGUUUUAAAUAUAGUAAACAUUUGUGCAGCACAAGUUCAGUUUAAUUUGAUGCUGAUGAGAAUGCUUUGAUUUGUUUUCCUUUCUCUUCGCACUGGUGCUGCAUUUAUAACAAAAAUUGUAAAUAGUUAUCAAAGCUUGUCCAUGUUAAAGUCAGGAAGACUUUAAUAUAUUUAAGCAUAUCUUUGCAACAGAGAAAUAAAAGUCUUAUAAUUGUU